This is a messenger RNA of Lycium ferocissimum, 438 nucleotides long. RefSeq lists its product as uncharacterized. NCBI's taxonomy places the organism in Eukaryota, Viridiplantae, Streptophyta, Magnoliopsida, Solanales, Solanaceae. The transcript is spliced from 2 exons. The coding region runs from base 81 to 395 and encodes 104 amino acids. Gene Ontology annotation, molecular function: DNA binding. The record is from RefSeq and is a predicted model, not a curated record.
UUCCAAUCUACCUCUCACUCACACUCUAAUACUAUCAAAUAACAUUCUAGGCAGCCUCUAACAUGGGCCUUAAUUAAAAAAUGGUAGCAUAUUUUGAGAAAACAUUGACCAAAUCAUACUUUGAAAAUAAUGAUUUCAUCCUUCCAAGUAGCAUUCUUGAAUUUCUCCCAGACGAUGACCGUGAAGCUGUUGUAAUUUUUGAAAGAGGUGCGUACAACAUGAAAUACAAAGUUGGUGCUCAUACGCGCCUCUAUCAAGGAUGGAAAGAAUUUAUAGAUGCUAACGGAUUGAGGACAGGGGAUGUAUCGUGUUUCAAGGCCUGUGACACUGCUAGCGACCGAAUAGCCUUCCUUGUUGAAAAAAAAGCAGGAGAUCAUAGAAAUAGAUUAGAUUAGGUCUCCGUGUUUUCAAUUUAAGUAAGGUUUAUGUUGGUGCACA